This is a messenger RNA of Lycium barbarum (goji berry), 3144 nucleotides long. RefSeq names its product CBL-interacting serine/threonine-protein kinase 9-like. Gene Ontology annotation, biological process: protein phosphorylation; signal transduction. The coding region runs from base 437 to 1870 and encodes 477 amino acids. Gene Ontology annotation, molecular function: protein kinase activity; ATP binding. The transcript has 16 exons. The record is from RefSeq and is a predicted model, not a curated record. NCBI's taxonomy places the organism in Eukaryota, Viridiplantae, Streptophyta, Magnoliopsida, Solanales, Solanaceae.
UCACAGCACAACCAAGAAGAGUUGUGUAAUAUCCUUGAGAGGUUUGUGAGGUGUCUUUUGAGAGUUUUUUGUUAGAGCUUGUAUGUCUCUUCUUUCUAUUCUUGAAAGUAAUAGAAGUAUUUUUCUCUCAUAUUUGCUCGAUACUUUAAUUCCCCCAACAAGUGGUAUCAGAGCCUGGUUGAGCUUUUGAUAUUUAUUUUUUUUCAGAUUUUUUUCAGAAAAAAAGCUACUGUCUGAAAAAUCGUGUUUUUCAAUUUUGCUCGGAAUUGCAAUCUGAUUAUACCAUUGGAUUCGUCUCGUCGAGAGGAGCAAAGUGGUAUUUUCCGGCAACCAACCGGCCACCGGAAGCCACCGCACGCGCCGGCGGGAAGGCAUACACGCCACACGUGCCAACCAGGGGAGAAAGACGAGCUGCAUCAUCGCUGACGUCAGCAGAAUGUCAACGCCAUGCCAGCCUGCAUCAACAGCCUGCUGUGCUCCUGCGUCAGCUGCCACGUCACCUGCCACGUCACCGGCAAGAAUGAGCAGUUCGUCGGGAUCGCCUUUUGCUCGGAGCAGGACCCGAUUAGGGAAAUAUGAAUUGGGUAAGACAUUAGGAGAGGGUAGCUUUGCUAAGGUCAAGCAUGCCAAAAACGUCCAGACGGGUGAUAAUGUCGCCAUCAAAAUCAUUAACCGUGAUCGUGUCCUCCGACAGAACAUUAUGGAACAGAUUAAAAGAGAAAUAUCAACGAUGAAAUUGAUCAGACAUCCAAACGUCGUAAGAAUCCAUGAGGUUAUGGCUAGCAAGACGAAGAUCUAUAUUGUCCUCGAGUAUGUUCAUGGAGGAGAGCUCUUUGAUGAAAUUGCUAGACAUGGAAGACUCAAAGAAGAUGAAGCUAGAAGAUACUUUCAACAACUUAUUAAUGCCGUUGAUUACUGCCAUAGUAGAGGCGUUUACCAUAGAGACUUGAAGCCGGAGAAUCUAUUGCUGGAUUCAUUUGGUACGCUGAAAGUUUCAGACUUUGGAUUGAGUGCACUUUCCAAGCAAGUUCGAGACGAUGGACUGCUUCAUACUGCGUGUGGCACACCAAACUAUGUUGCCCCCGAGGUGUUAACAGAUAAAGGUUAUGAUGGUACAACAACUGAUGUCUGGUCUUGUGGAGUCAUUCUCUUUGUUCUAAUGGCAGGAUACCUGCCUUUUGAUGAACCAAACCUAAAUUCUCUAUACCGAAAAAUCCUGAAGGCUAAUUUUUCACUUCCACCGUGGUUGUCCUCCAGCUCAAAGAAACUUAUCAAGCGUAUUCUUGACCCAAAUCCACUCACGAGGAUCACUAUUCCAGAGAUCCUUGAAGAUGAUUGGUUCAAGAAAGAUUACAAGCCACCACAAUUUGAGCAAGAUGAUGAUGUCAAUCUUGAUGAUGUUGAUGCCAUUUUCAAUGGCUCGGAUGAUCAUCUCAUUACAGAAAGUAAGGAAAAACCUGCUUCUGUCAAUGCGUUCGAGCUGAUCUCCAGGUCAAAAAGUUUCAACUUAGAAAAUUUGUUCGAAAAACAAGGCCUUGUCAAGAGAGAAACACAAUUUACUUCAAGAUCCCCUGCAAAUGAAAUUAUCUCCAAAAUUGAGGAAACUGCAAAACCUCUAGGUUUCAGUGUCCAGAAGAAAAAUUACAAGAUGAAGUUACAAGGUGACAGGACAGGAAGGAAAGGCCACCUAGCUGUAGCAACAGAGGUGUUUGAAGUGGCUCCCUCAUUGCAUUUGGUUGAGCUCCGGAAAACUGGUGGUGACACAUUAGAGUUUCACAAGUUUUACAAGAACUUCUCUUCAGGAUUAAAAGAUAUUGUCUGGACAACUGAACCAACAACCGAACAAAGCUCUGAAGAAAAAAGGUCUUAACAUGCGGCUGUUCCAGCCUUGGACAACACUGCCUGUAUAGUUCAAAUCACUCAGUAGAAUCGAGCGAGAGUUCACAAGAGCAGAGAUACUUUGUAGAUUCAUCCAUAAUCCAUUGUUUCUCUAUCUGAAUUUGAUCCAUAUACGCAGUACAAUAGCGCGAUCUGUUGACACCAGUGCCUCAAGAUGAUACCAGCACUCAACAGUGGGGCAAAUGUUUUGUACAAUUUCAAUACGCAGGAUCCCACAAGAUCUCCAUUUUGUAAACACAACUGCUGCUGGAUAUCAGGGAUAUGCAUAGUGAACUAUUUGCCUAUAUUAGAUUCUAAAUUGUGUGUACAUGUAAAUUUUCUCUAUGAUACUUUUUGUAAACAUAUCAGGAUUGACAUCUUUCAGUAUUGAGCAUCAGUUUAGAUUGAAUUUGUAUAAAGUUUUCUUUUCCCUUUGUAAUCCCUUUUCACAAACUCAUACCAUAUUAAGGUGUUGCAUCUUUUGAGAACCAUCAAUUGUUGAAGUAUGUAUGCCCUUUCCAUAUUACUUUCUAUUCAAGCGAAUCAUUACAUCUUCUGUUAAAGGGGUUGUUACAUAUUUUCAAUCUACAUGGUGAUUUUUCUUCUGUCCCCUUAUUCCUGAAAAUAAAAAUGUCUCAUAAGCUUCUCUUGCUCCCUAACAAUUGAGGAUAGGAUAUGAAACUACAUUUGUCAUGUGGAAAUGCUUGAGAGUUGCCUUAAUUAUUAGAGUAACUUUGGCCCCUAUUGAGAGAUAUUGCUUUUUCUAGCCUGCCUUUCAAAAAAAAAAAAAAAAAAAACUUUUCCCAACUCCUAACUUGCCAGAGCUCAUUGUCUCCAGAUUUUCCUCCAAGAUGCAUCCCCAAGUUAUUUCAUGGAAUAUUGUGAAGUCUUACAUUCAUAUGGAUAAUACCACCAAUAAUGCACCUAACAAUUUCUAGAAUAUUCAAUAUUCUCAAUUUAUAACACAUCUUCUUAAUUUUGAAUUUUCGUCUUCACUCCAAAGUCUUGAUCUCAAUUUGAAAAUUAGAUCUCCAAGUUUGAGAAGCACUGUAAAAAUAUCUUCGACAUAAUCACGAGUUUACUUCUUUAUUGGUAAUACUUUCUUAUUGAAGUGAUACCAUGUAUCUAUAUGAUUUCUUCGAUCGUGAUACACUGUAUUCUUUACAAGUGUGUGCACAAACUUGUUAUGGAUGGAAAUUUUUGUUGCUUCAUCUUGUAGCAGAUUGAGCUCCUUCAAUAUUCUUUUUAGCCAAAUAAUAUGAUAUA